UCUGGUUCCAUUUAAAAUGUAUGAAUGCAUGUAUGUUUAUCAGAAAUGAUAUACAUACCUACUUAUUAAGCUAUCCUAGAAUACAAGAAUUCACUUUUCAUGGCUCAAUCACAAAGUCCGACACCCAUUUAGUGUGAAAGUUCUUUCAGCCGGCUAAGAACCCAGCUCAUUCAUUGAAUAUUAUGCAAAUCAGAUACUUUAUAAAUAAAUGGCUUAGUUUAUUAAACAAGAGAAAUUAGCAUACGAUACAAAUAUAAUACGAUCGUAAGACAAGACAAAUAAAUCUCAAAUGAGCUGUCUUAACGGGAGUUUGAAUGAUUCUUCUCUAUUGCCUUUUUUCAGUAUCCACAUAAAAGCAGUCACUGCGAUCUGAUUUUCGUUAGUUUACAGCAUGUCGUCGAAUCUGGAAGUUCGCUUUGCGAACUGGAUUAUUCUGCUGGUGGCACUACUGUCAGUUUCUGCCGAAAUCUUCGCCAAGGAUGAUGCCUCUGUGCCCCGUCUUAUCACCCUUCAAACUAGUAGUCCUGCUCCAGCCCCGCCACAGGAAGUGAUCAUAGAGGAGGAUCACGAUCAUCAUCAUCAUCAUCCGCCACACUACCAGCCAAGCUAUUCGUAUCCGUACCCGCAGCCGCAGCCCUGUCGUUGUCCGCCUGGUCCUCCAGGUCCUCCUGGUCCCCCUGGACAGCCUGGACAGAAGGGCUAUCCCGGCCCCAAGGGAUCCAAGGGUGAUCCCGGCGAGAAGGGGCCGCGAGGAGAUAAGGGACACCCAGGGAUGCCUGGAAUGCCUGGCCAGCCUGGUCCUCAGGGUCCUCCUGGUUAUCCAGGAGGUUCAUAUCCUUAUGGUGGAUAUCCCUAUCCUCCCCCUCCCCCUCCUCCUCCUUCACAUGAGCAUGGAGGCCCAAAAGGACACCAUAGGCACUACGAUCGCUACUAUGAUGAGGAGGACUAUGAUUACGGCAAUGAGCGUGCAUUUGGUCUAAUAAAACCCGAAGAAUUCGACGACCAACCCUUCAUUUUGGCCUUCAGUGAACGCAGAAAUCCGUUUAGCCCAAAAACCAAUAAAAGACGAAGUUAAAUUAAA
Drosophila yakuba is the source of this 1081-nucleotide messenger RNA. RefSeq names its product cuticle collagen 14. Lineage: Eukaryota; Metazoa; Arthropoda; Insecta; Diptera; Drosophilidae. The transcript has a single exon. The coding region runs from base 392 to 1075 and encodes 227 amino acids. The record is from RefSeq and is a predicted model, not a curated record.